Molecule: messenger RNA, 2140 nt
Organism: Drosophila subpulchrella
Lineage: Eukaryota; Metazoa; Arthropoda; Insecta; Diptera; Drosophilidae
Product: neprilysin-4
Exons: 1
Coding region: 24-2048 (674 amino acids)
Biological process (GO): protein processing
Cellular component (GO): plasma membrane
Molecular function (GO): metalloendopeptidase activity
Source: RefSeq, a predicted model, not a curated record
CAGUCGCGUUCGUAGUGUUCGCCAUGGAGAACUUUGGCAUCGCAUCGACUUUACUACUACUUCUACUGCUCCAGCUGGUGGGGAGUGGUCGAGGUGACCUGCUGCCCGGUCAGCCGGCCAUUGACCUGCGGAUCCAGGCCCAGGAGCAGCUGAUCUCGCAAAACAAUGAUAGCCUCUAUGUCCAGCGAUUGAUGAGGCUUUCCAAGUCCGCCGAGAUGCGCAGCUAUAUGCAAUCGGGCGUGGAGGCUUGCGACAAUUUCUACGACUAUAGCUGCGGAAAUUGGCCACAGAUCAACCCGGCCAUCAAAGCCUAUCCCAGGGAGACCAACAUGGAGCAGUUGCUGGUCAAGGCAUAUCGCCACAAGCAACAGAGAUUGAUGGAGCAGCCGGCGGAUGAGGAAACGGAUGAGGUGGCAGUGCUCCGCCUUAAAGAGCUAUACGCCAGUUGCCUUCUCUACCGUCAAGCUCCAGAGGAUCUCUAUCGCCGAGGUCUCCGAGAAAUUGUGGCGGAAUUUGGACGCAUGCCUGCCUUGAGUCUUCCCGGACAGGAUUGGCCAGCCGAGGAGUUCGAUUGGCAAGACACCGUGGCCAGGAUCAAACGAAAGUACGGCUUUGAUAUUCUUCUGCUCUUCCAGUUGUCUGGGAACCGCAUCUACGUGGGUCAGCCCGAGCAGAUACUUUCGGAGCCCAAUAGACAGGAUGUGGCUGAUGGGACAGCUUACCAUUUGGAGCGGCACUUGGGCGUGGAGCCGGAGCUGGCCAAGACAACGGCUAGGAAUAUCACAGACUUGGAACAAAAGAUUGCGAGGAUUAUGGUAAAUCGCAGAGUUGGUGUAAUGUCUCAAAUACACACUCCAAAUGCAAAUGACACGUCCUACGAUGAUAUCGUUAAUAUCACCCAAUAUGUGAAAACUGUCCUCGACCGGGAACUUGAAGCCAAUGAGACUCUCUAUGAACAUGUUCCUAAAUAUCUGUCUGGUUUAGUUGAUGUUAUAAACUCAACAAAUCCUAACGUCCUGGCCAACUACAUCUUCAACGAGCUCCUGAAGCACUUUUACUAUGAGAGGACGGGAUCGCCCGUUGAGCAGUGUGUCAACCGGGUGAGAGAUCUUUUUCCCGAGCUCCUGGACAACAUGGUAUUUCAGCAGUAUGGAAAUGCAGAUACCCUGAGUGAUAUAGAGGCCCUCUGGCAGCAGAUUCAGCUAAGUUUUCGAGGUGUGCUACAAAACUCUACAGCCGACUGGUUGGUUCUGGAGACGCGGGAACAACUCCUGGAGCAGCUGAAUACCACCAGUCUGGUGAUCAAUGGAUAUGCUGAUGUUAACUUCACCCAGCGGUAUGGGGAUCUACAACUCAGGCCAAGGGACUAUCUUCACAACCUGAGGAUUAUAUUCAACCAUCAGAGAUUUAGUUUCAAGUUGAAGACACAGACCUCAGCCUCCUAUGAUCCUUUUGGGAAAAGAGUCCUGCUGCCGGUGGCCCUGCUCCAGCCGAACUUCCUUUGGUCCCGAUAUUAUCCGAGAGCCGUUCGUUAUGGUAGUCUGGGCACCCUGCUGGCCCACCAAUUGGCCCACAGCUUGGAAGAUGCCUCCAAGUGGGAUGACAAAUCCAUUGCCGAGUAUGCCAAGCGGAAGGCCUGCUUCAGGGAGCAAUAUGGACGGCUGCGUCUCAAUGGACAUUACUUGCCGCAGAGCGAUCUGCAGGCGGAGAAUAUAGCCGAUAAUCUGGCGAUACAGGUUGCCUACCAUGCCUACAGAAGAUUUCUGGGGGAGUUGAGCCCAUCUUUCUUGGGCUCCGAAUCACUGCCACACCUAAACCUCAGCUCAAGGAGACUGUUUUUUCUGAGCUUUAGUCAACUGUAUUGCAAUGAUGCCAACGAUGUUUUUCGGGAUAAGCAAUCUCUACUCCAGUUACGAACUCCCAAUGCCCUCCGGGUGUUAGGAGCACUGUCCAACUUCAGAGCAUUUAAGAGGGACUUCAACUGCGGCAGCGGGAGCAGGAUGACCACUCCACAGAAGUGUCAACUCUUCGCCGUUAACCUGGACUAAGAACCCCACUAUACCAUUAUGAAUUAAAUACAUAAACAAUAAAUACAAUCAAUGAUAUAUUGGGAAAUAUUAUAAUCUUUGAACUACCCCUU